GCCCCGCCGCACCCUUGACUUUUCCCGGGGCCUUGUGCGGAACGCCCGCUGCCUGCUCCAAGGUCUGCAGCUGCGGCAGCCCAGGCGCUAUAAGGGGGCGCCCGGGCCGGCUGCGAGCGCCGCCCCCCGCCAUGGACCCCCGCCCGCCGGCCUGGGCGCUGCUGCUGCUGCUGCUGCUGCCGCCGGCCGCGGUGUCGCCGCUGAGCCCCGCGCCAGCCCCGGGCGCGCCCGAGAGGCUGUGCGGCCACCACUUCGUGCGCGCCCUGGUGCGCGUGUGCGGGGGCCCGCGCUGGUCCCCCGAGGCGGCCCAGCCCGUGGCUGCCGGCGAUCGGGACCUGCUGCGGUGGCUGGAGGGCCCGCACCUCCUCCACGCGCUGGCAGCGGCCGACGGCGACCCGCAGCCCCCGCCCCGGGGCUCUCGGCGCCGCCGCGCCGCAGGGGACAACCCCGCGCUCCGGUGCUGCCUCCGCGGCUGCGACCGCCAGGACCUGGUGUCCCUGUGUCCCCACUGACGCCGCCGGGGGGGACAGGGCUGAGACAGCGCCACGACGCCCGGCGUCCCUUGGUUUCCUCCUGCGACGGGGGGGCUCACACCUCGCCCCGCCUGCCCUCCGGGAAGCCGACGCGCCGUCAACACGCACCCGAAUCCAGAUGUCCAGGCGCUGGGGGGUCAGAUGUCCCGGAGCCGCCCCAACACCGGCCUCCCGGCCUUUGCGACGCCCCCACUCCCCACUCCCCGCUCCCCACUUCCCGCUCCCUCUGCGGCAGCCAAUAAACGAUUCCCAGCAGAA
This is a messenger RNA of Oryctolagus cuniculus (rabbit), 791 nucleotides long. RefSeq names its product insulin like 3 (gene INSL3). Gene Ontology annotation, cellular component: extracellular region. Gene Ontology annotation, biological process: adenylate cyclase-inhibiting G protein-coupled receptor signaling pathway. The record is from RefSeq and is a predicted model, not a curated record. Lineage: Eukaryota; Metazoa; Chordata; Mammalia; Lagomorpha; Leporidae. Gene Ontology annotation, molecular function: hormone activity; G protein-coupled receptor binding.